CCAACAGAACUCGAAACUUAGCCACCGGAAAUGUCGUAUCUAGGUCUUGAACAAUAUCCGGGUUAAUUGUGGAGUAUGCGAUGCGUGCGCUGCUGUCGGUAGUUUUGGAUCAGUGGUGUUGUGCAUCUUGUCCACAAGUGGAUUAUUAAUUUCCCACAAGUGCCUUAUUAGUUUAGAUAAGUUUAUUAAAUGAUGCAUUUGGAGUUAUGGAAAUUAGUUUUAUUAAUUAUGUGUGUAUGUCAAGUUCGUGGAAAUGAAUAUAAACCUGAAAAACUUUCAGAUUUUAAAGCUAAACUUGCAAAAACAGUAAAAGCUCCUCCUGCUUCUGCAGAUCUUAUAUUUGAAAAGAAUGUGUCUAUAUCUGAAUUAGGAAUAGAUCUUCCACCAGGAAUGGCAAAUGAUACAGUUGAAUUUGACCAUCAUACUUACUACAACUCUACAUUUUACUCUGAUCCAGAGGUUGGUAAAAAGUUUUGGAUCGACAUCAAUUCAUAUCCCCAGCCUAUUGUUCACCACAUGUUAUCCGACUCUCAUCGUCAAGCAACAACUAUCCCUUUGAAGUUUGAUUUUCCAUUUUAUGGAAGCCUUUUAAAAAAUGUAACAAUAGCCACUGGAGGUUUUUUGUACACUGGUGACUAUUUGCAUAAUUGGAUUGCUGCCACCCAGUACAUAGCUCCCCUGAUGGCCAACUUUGAUAGCAGCCAGUCUAAUGACUCUUUCAUCAAGUAUGCGGAUAAUGGGACUGCUUUUACUGCUGAGUGGAGUCAAGUUUACAUCAAAGACAGAAUAAAUGAUGGAGCUUUUACGUUUCAAGUCACUCUCUUCACUAGUGGAGACAUCCUAUUUGCCUAUAAAGAGGUGCCUUAUUCUAUAUCCAACAUAUCCGACGCUAGUCAUCCUGUCAAAAUAGGUAUAUCAGAUGCCUAUGUUUUAGAAAGAUCUUUAUUUUUUGUACGAAGAAAGACUAUUUAUGAGUAUCACAAGAUUGAUAUGCUGAAGAAGAAUAUUAGUAGUAAUACAGCACUUUAUUUGAAAGCUUUACCGACAUGCAUUAGCUACAAAGACUGCAACAGCUGCCUGUCUGUGCAUCGGGAUAUAGAUUGCGUAUGGUGCAAAGCGGUCAACCGAUGCUCCAGUGGCAUUGAUAGAUUGAGGCAGAGCUGGAUCACUAAUGGCUGCUCGCUUCAAGUUGAUGCAACAUGUCCUCCAUCACCCCCCUCAACCACAACAGAUGCAUCCAAAUUAGUGACAUCUUUCGAUAAAGGAUAUUCUGUUGUUGAAACCUCAACGAACCAUUUAGAUAAAUCAUCUGAUGCCAAACAUUUUUCAACUUAUGAUAUUGAUUUUCCCAGUAAAGGAGAAGUGAAAGAGGCUGCUCACUACAUGCAAGAAGAGACAGAGACCAGUAGUAGUAGCAUGAGCAUUGGUGCCAUAGUGACUAUUGUUGUCUUUGUAGUUGUUCUCUUAGGUGCUUCAGGAUGGACCUUUUAUGCAUACCGAUUUCCACAAACACGCUCAGGACAAUUUUUAAUUAAGUAUCGUCCAACCCAGUGGACUCUGAGAAAGGAUGAUAAUUCUUCAAGCUUGAGCUCCCGACAUCUGGGGAGUUCGUAGGAUACUGUUAAAAUGUUGUUCUGUUUUCUGUAGUCAACUACUUUCAUCAAAUGGGUUGUAAUUCUCUUUUUUUUGUAAAUGAUACAUAUAUGUAUUAGCUUUUACAAAAUGCAUCCAAAUUGCAUGUGAAAAAUUUGUUUCAACAAAAUAUUGUUUAAAAAUUUUUAAUGAAUGUUUUUAAUGAAUUUUUUUCAAUCUUUGCUAUUUAUAAAAAAAUGAGAUUAUUUUAUGAAAUAAUAAUUUUAUUAUCAUUUAAUUGUAUCAAAUUACUAUUGAUUUUAGUUAUAUUAUCAAAUUAGAAAAAAAAAUUUCAAAAUAUAUUUAAUCUUUAUUUUUUCUAUAGUUAUUCUAAAGAAUCUCAUUGGAAUCUGAAAUGUUUUUGUUUUUAAUAACUUUUAUUCUUCAUUAUAAUCUUUUUUAAUAGUGACAUACGUAGGACACAUCUUAGAAAAAAAAUUUGCCGAAUGAAAAUUUAUGCAGCUAAAUAAAAUUAGUUAUUAACAGGGUUGGCACUUUGCCCAGUAGAAACCCAUUUCUUUGAGAAAACUGGAUGAAACGGAAGAAAUUAAAAAAAAUCCAAUAUAAAUAUUUUGAAGUUAUGUAAAAAUUGCUUCAAUUCAAACAUACUAUAAUACCUAAAUAUUAAGAGUUCUUUACAUCUACUUAUGAAAAAUUUACAUGAUGUCCAGUAUAUACUUUAGUAGCAUUAAUAAAAUUUUAUAGUUAUUUUAAAAGCUCUUCAUAAAAUUAUAAUAAGUGUUUUAGUAUACUCAUUUACAUAAAAUAUUGUAAAAUUACACUUAUCCUAAAUACAUUAAAUAAAUUUUUUCCAAUUAUUAUUUUUGCAAAAUAGAAAAUUUCAGUGGAAUAUGCAAAAACUUUUUACUUGGUGAAGUUUAUUAUCCUCCUCAGGAAAAUUUUUAGUACACAAAUUAUUCAAGAAUAAAUACUUUUUUCAUACAUGUUUUUGAGGAAAAUUUUUUUUGAAUUUAUUAAUUAUAUUUAUUUCAAAAAGUAUUAUUUCUAGCCCAUUGCUAUUUUGGGUUGAAAUGUUCUAUGUAAUAAAUUUUUUAUCUAUUUAUUUUUAUGACUGAUUUCUCCAGAACUUUAAUAAAUGGCCAAUUAGUCCUUAAUAUGGAUGAUUACAGUUGUUUAUUGCAGUUCUCAUGUGGCAAAAUGGGUUGAAAGCAUCUGGUCUAAGUUUUAAUACCCAUGAAAUUUUUUUUACCAGGUGUGACCGACUCUAUAGAAAUAUUUAUAUCUGAUCAUUCCCUUUAUAAAUUAUGAAGCAGGAUCUGAAAUCCAUGAUUGUGAUUCAUUUUAUUCUUGUCACUAUAUAAUUAUUAUUAUUUUGAAAUAUAAGAUUGAUAAUAAAGCUAUUGCUGUUGGAUAAUUUCCAUCCUAACUGCAUUUAUAACAAAGACAAUCAGAGAACCACAAUAAGUUUUAUAAGUGUUGUGUAUAGAGUGUUUAACUGUGUGUUGUAGAAUACUUUGUAUAUUUUUUUGUAUUUUUAAUAUAUUGCUUUUAUGUUUUUAAAAUAUUCAUGUAUGUUUAUAACUUUUUUUUCCUAAGAGGUUCUAAAACCAGAUAUUGACAGAUUUCUUGAGGGGAAGUGAAUUAUUUCCCUUAUUUAUAAAUUUUCCAUGUUACAAAUCGUUAUCAGAUAGAAUUUUUAGUCAAAUUUUAAUUUUUCUUUUUUGAAAAGAAAACAAUUUUGUAUUGGGUCUGCUAAACAGGGAUCAAAUAUACAGCAAUUUUCAUCAUUAUCUGCAAGCAUGUUAUCUGUUUAUGACUAGUUUUACUAAGUAUCAAAAUCUUGUUUCUGUCAAGUGCAAUAGUAAAUAUAAUUUUUAAUUUCUACACUGUUUUGCAAACAUGAAGCUCUGUCCCUCAAUAUUUUGUCCGAGUGACAUUUUAUUUGUAGGACAUUUUGUCUUAGAAAAUCCCAAUAUUUUGAUUGAAUAUUCUUUUUUUUUGAAAAGCAAAAUUAUUAAAACAGGGUCGUUAGAAAUAAAGAAGUGUUUUUAUACAGAUGACACUUAAGGACCAUUUUAUUAUUCACCCAUAGUUAUCAUACCUCCCAAUUCUGUGUUUUACUGUAUUUAGAUCUGAGAAGAAUGUUUACUUUCAGUAUUAUAUGUUUUAACUGUAUAAGAUAUGUUAAUGAGUAAUUAUAGUUAAUAGUAUAAAACCUUAGUUUAAACUAUUACCUCAAUAAACUUUUAUCAAAUACUUAUGUAAAAAAAAGUUUCUUGAGAUAACUUGUUAAUUAAAACAUAAGUAACCCAAAAUACUAACACUUGCUUAGUUUUACUUCAAAAUUAUAUGUUGAGGAUAGUCUUUAAGGAAGGAACAUCCUGAUAUGAAUGACUUACGAAUAUUGACUUUUUCCAUAUGUAUAUAAAAAAAGGAACAGUCUUGUGCAUUUCUGAUCCUUGGUAAUAUGUUGAUACAUACAUAUUUGUGCUAUUGUAUUUUUAGAGUAUAUAUCUUCCUUCUAAUGUUAAUGUAAGUUAUGGAGUUUAUUUUUUGAAUUUUAAUACUUUUGUUUAAAUAUAUGCUCUCCAUGAAUAUUCCUUGUUAAAGAAUUUAUAUAUUUUAUUCGGAAAUUUUAAAUAUUGUUACUCAAUACUUUUUUACAAGUCUAGUCUUUUGACACUUGUCUGAAUUUUAAAUAAAUCUUGUUUACUUUGU
Molecule: messenger RNA, 4311 nt
Organism: Parasteatoda tepidariorum (common house spider)
Lineage: Eukaryota; Metazoa; Arthropoda; Arachnida; Araneae; Theridiidae
Product: plexin domain-containing protein 2
Source: RefSeq, a predicted model, not a curated record